This is a messenger RNA of Puccinia graminis f. sp. tritici CRL 75-36-700-3, 630 nucleotides long. RefSeq lists its product as uncharacterized. The transcript is spliced from 2 exons. The record is from RefSeq and is a predicted model, not a curated record. NCBI's taxonomy places the organism in Eukaryota, Fungi, Basidiomycota, Pucciniomycetes, Pucciniales, Pucciniaceae. Bases 1 to 630 code for a protein of 209 amino acids.
AUGGCUUACCUAUGUGUGCUGUGUAUGGGCAAGACAACAACUAAUCGGAACCGACAUUGCCACAAUGACCACCACCAAAUCCUAGUACGAGCUGAAAAAGGCUGGGUUGAGCGCAUUGCCUCUUGGAGGGCGGAAAAUCAAGCUUCAGGCAAGUUCAAUUACGUAGUUGAUGAGGGAAUCAUUCAAAUGGACAUGGUCGUCGAUCAGAACCAGGAAACUUGUGUCGAGGGAUUCGAGUUGGAGCCGGAUGAGAAUGAACUUGUACCAGAACCGUACAUCGUGCCACUUGAUAUCUUCGAGGAGGAAGAAUCCAAAAUCAAUGAAAGCAAUGAGGAUCCUCUCUGGAUGUCUUUCAAUCAAGAUUCUGUUGGUCAGAUCUCUUCAGAACCGGAUGUGUUGUCCAGUAUUGAUCCUUUGCCCUUGUUCCGCAUUGAAGAAGAAAAAAUUGAUAAUGCAACGGCAGAUAACUUGACGUGGUUUCCAUUCUUGAAUAAAGAAUACUUGAUUGCCUCACUGCUGGUCGGGUACUUACAUAAACUGAUUUCUAGGCAUCUUUACCAUCAAUUCCAACUCGUCUUCACCCUUUGCCACAUCAGACUCCCUCGAUGGGAGACCGUGAGACGCAUGUGA